CAUGGAUCUAUUUCCUUAAGAGAAAAUCAGAUGCUCUUACAGCAUUUACCAACUUCUCUCAAUAUGUUCUUAAUCAAUUUUCUGUCUCAAUCAUAUCUCUCCAAUCUGAUUGGGGUGGUGAGUUUAGAUCCUUCACUAAAUUACUCACAGAUAAAGGAAUUGUUCACAAAGUUAUUUGACCACAUACACACCAUCAAAAUGGUGUAGUGGAAAGGAAACAUCGCACCAUUGUUGAAAAAGGUCUAUCCCUUUUAUCUCACUCUUCUUUACCUCUUAAAUUUUGAGAUGCAGCCUUUGCUACUUCUGUUUAUCUCAUCAACAGACUUCCUUCAAAAUCCAUUUCUAGAUCAAGUCCAUAUUUCAAACUGUAUAGUUCUAAUCCAGAUUACUCUUUUCUCAAAGUAUUUGGAUGUGCUUGCUUUCCUUUCACCAGACCAUAUCAUAAACAUAAACUUGAUUUCCAUUUUGAGGAGUGUGUUUUUCUAGGUUACUCACCUAGUCACAAAGGUUAUAAAUGUUUGUCCUCUUCUGGUAAAAUAUACAUCUCUAAGGAUGUUGUAUUUCAAGAGUCAAAGUUUCCUUAUCCUACUCUGUUCUUUUCUAAUCCUUCUCCUUCUACUUUACCUAUCAAUCCAAAUCCUAUUUCUGUAUUCAUUCUCUUCCAUCUACUUCAAACAACCUUUCUGACACUCAGUCAAUUUCUUCUCCAGAUUCAUCUUCCAAUGAUUCUAAUGACAAUCAAUCAUCAUCUUAUAAUGAUCACAGUUCAUCUGAUUCUCAUGAAUCAUCUGCUUCCUCAUCUCCCACUUUACAAAACAUUGAACCUCCUCCUGAUUCUGAUCACCAAUCUUCUCAUCCUAUUACUCUAGUUUCUCAAGUUCCUUUGACUAACACACAUCCUAUGAGGACAAGGGCUAAGUCAGGAAUAGUAAAACACAGACUUCAUCCUAUCUUACUGUUAACUCAUACUGAGCCUAAAUCAAUUAAAAAGGCCAUCUCUUCUCCUCAUUGGCUAGAAGCCAUGCAAUGUGAAUACAAUGCUUUGAUUGCUAACAGAACUUGGUCUCUUGUUCCUCUUCCUCCAGAUAAGCAGGCUAUUGGUUGCAAGUGGGUUUAUAGAGUCAAAGAAAACCCUGAUGAUUCUCUCAACGGAUACAAAGCUAGAUUAGUAGCUAAAGGUUUUCAUCAGAGGUAUGGUUUUGAUUUUGGGGAAACAUUUUCUCCUGUGGUGAAACCUGUGACUAUCAGAUAUCCUUUAACCCUUGCUAUUUCUCACAACUGGUCCAUACAACAACUUGAUGUAAAUAAUGCAUUCUUAAAUGGUGAAUUGGAUGAGGAGGUUUACAUGGUUCAGCCACUAGGGUUCCAAGUUGAGGACAAAUCUCUAGUCUGUAAACUUCAUAAGUCCUUAUAUGGCCUUAAACAGGCUCCUCGAGCUUGGUUUCACAAACUUACCUCAGUUCUCUACCAUGCUGGCUUCAAACAAAGCAAAUCUGAUCCCUCUUUACUUACUUUUCUAUCUUCUUGAGUUCAAAUCUACAUCCUUAUUUAUGUUGAUGAUAUCUUAGUCAUUGGAAACAAUCCUACUGCCAUCAAACAACUAAUUUCCAAACUUCACUCUUCUUUUUCACUCAAACAUCUGGGAGAUCUUGAUUUCUUUCUUGGCAUAAAGGCACGCAAACUUCCUGAUGGCAGUCUUCAUCUCUCUCAAGCUAAAUACAUCAGGGAUAUCUUACAUCAAGCUAGAAUGUUAGAUUCUAAAGGGGUCAAAACCCCUAUGGUGAGCACCUGCAAACUUCUGAAGCAAGGCAAUGAAUAUCUCUCUAAUCCUUCCCAUUAUAGAUCUAUUGUUGGAGUGUUACACUAUGCAACCUUGACCAGACCUAAUAUUUGCUAUGUUGUCAACAAAGUUUGCCAAUUUAUGGCUGAACCACUGCAGGAGCACUGGCAGGCAGUCAAACACAUUCUCAAAUACCUCUCUGGCACUGUUAAAUAUGGCAUUGUUAUCAGACCUAUUCCUUUAUCUACAAUACCUCUUCCUAUAUCAGCUUAUUGUGAUGCUGACUGGGCAUCUGAUCCAAAUGACAGAAAAUCAACAUCAGGUUCAUGCAUCCUUCUUGGAACAAAUGUUGUUUCAUGGUGGUCAAGGAAGCAGCUUCGUGUUGCAAGAUCCUCAACAGAAGCAGAGUACAGAAGUCUUGCAGACACUACAGUAGGACUCCUUUGGAUUCAGUUUCUCUUAAAAGAGCUCCAAGUUCCAUUUUCAAUUCCCAGAGUGUACUGUGACAACUUAAGUACAGUCCAGCUAGCUCACAACCCUGUGUUGCAUUCCAGGAUCAAACACAUGGAGAUUGACCUAUUCUUUGUCAGGGAGAAAGUCCUUCUAAAACAACUUACAGUCUAUCACAUUCCCUCUCUUCACCAGAUAGCAGAUGUUCUAACAAAACCACUUUCCAGCUCAAGAUUUAUUGACUUAAAGACAAAACUUAGUGUGAUUGAGUAUCCAAACAAAUCACCCUAGUUUUGAGGGGGGGAUGUUAGAUAUACAUCUUGUAGUAGACUAAAAGUUCUGUAUUAGAAUAAGUUUACAUCAUGCUGUUUAGUAGUGCCUCGGUUGGUUUGUUAUGUUAGUUGAACAACCAACUCUAUAAAUACUUGUAUUCUAAUACAGUUCAAUGUAAUCUGAGAUUAUCUGCUAGCUUUCAAUACUUGCCUCUCUCUCUUUCUAAUAUGAAUAUACUAGACUUGAUGAAGAACAUACCAUAAAAAUUUCAUCGAAAAAUUCCACCGAGAACCGCCCCGAAGGGCGAUGUUCGGACGGCGCCUCAGGUGCGAACAUUCGGACCUGAGAAUUCUCAUAUAUAUAUAUAUAUAUUUAUAUAUACACACAUAUACACACACACAUAUAUACAUAUAUAUAUUUAUAUAUAUAUAUACAUACACACACACAAACAUAUAUACAUAUACAUAUAUAUAUAUAUAUAUAUAGAGAGAGAGAGAGAGAGAGAGAGGAAUGUUCAGGUCUGAACAUUCCCUGUCCGAGCAUCGUCCGAACAACGCCGUUCGGGAUGGUUCCCGGUGGAAUUUUUUGAUGAAAUAUUUAUGGUAUGUUCUUCAUGAGGUCUAGUUUCUCCAUACCAAAUUUCAGCUCAAAAUUCGACCGAGA
Molecule: messenger RNA, 3166 nt
Organism: Cuscuta europaea
Lineage: Eukaryota; Viridiplantae; Streptophyta; Magnoliopsida; Solanales; Convolvulaceae
Source: the annotation of a GenBank genome assembly